GAGAUUUUUUAGGGAGAGUUUGUUGCAAGAUCGGAGCUGUCAGAGAUUUUGCUUUUUUUUUUCUCCUUUUUCCCCCUUUUUCUUUCUUUUCUUUUUUUCUUUUGCUUUUUUUUUUUUUUUUUAAAAAGGAACGUGGAGGAAAAAGAGGGGAAGAAAGGUGGGAGAAAAAGAUGCACGUGCGAGUGGGCGAUUAAAGCAUCCUGCCAAGAACCGAUCCAUGGGCAAAGCUGACUCUGACACUUGGGGAACCCCAACGCUGCGCCGUUUGGAGAAAGAUGGGUAGACUGUGAGGACUUCGGGGGAGGGGGCGGAGUUUGGGGGGGCUGGUUUUGUUUUGAUCUCUCUCUCUCUCUUCUCUCUCUCUCUUUUCCGAGAGGGGGGGAAUGAGUGAGAGAGGGAGAGAGAGAGGGAGAGAGGCUGAGACUGGAAAUAUAAGAUAACUGCAAAAAAAGCGAAUCCGUCCAAAUGCCCGAAUCUUUGGAUAUCUCUCUCUACUAGAUUCCCGCUCUAAAACCAACAAGUGGAUUUUAUUGUGCGUUUCCCACCGACCCGCCCCCCUUUUCCUCUUAACAAAAUUCUCAGAAUCAGAAUCCCUCCACCUCCUGGACUGGCGAGGUGGGGGAAUCCGGAAAGUGGUGGGGGGCAAAGAGAAGACGGCGAUCUCCGGAGCUGGCGACCGACUAUGGAAGAGCAGGCGGACGCUAAAAGCCAGCGCGAUUCGGCUCCGACUCCAGUCAGCGGGAGCAGCGGCAGCGGGAGCGAUGGCGAGAGCGUCCCGGUGUCUCCCAGCGGCCACCCUCCCUUGUCUCCCGCCGCGCCUUGCCUCGUGCCUCUGCCCCACCACCCGCACCACCAUCACCACCGCGGCCACCACCAGCACCAGCACCAGCACCAGCCGCCUCCGCCCCCCCAACAGCAGCAGCAGCCGAGGCCGCCACCGCCGCCGCCGCCGCCACCGCCGCCGCAGCAUCGCACCACCAACUUUUUCAUCGACAACAUCCUGAGGCCGGACUUUGGCUGCAAGAAAGAGCACCUCUUGAUCCUGGCCGGCGGCCCUGCGGCGUCCGGAGGAGGAGGAGGAGGGGGAGGAGGGGGAGGCAGCGGAGGCGGCGGAGGCGGCGGCGGCGGCAGCGGCCGGGACAGAGACCUAGAUCGCGCGGCCAGCUCAGGUAGAGAAAAUGUCAGCCCACUGCUCGGCAGGCCCCUCAACCCGGCCUCCACUCUCCUUAGCGCCGACUCGCCCGGGAACCCCGACAGCUCCUCCACGACCUCCAAAGCGAGCCCGGCCGCGGCAGCAGCGGUAGGGACGGCCAAGCCCCUCUCCACUACCUCCUCCUCCACCUCCUCCACCUCUUCCACCUCCUCCUCCUCUUCCUCCUCCUCCUCCUCCUGCUCGGAAGGGAGUGGAACUAACCCGGCGAAGUACGGGGAGCACGCCAACCCGGCCAUCCUCCUCGUGGGCUCCGGGAAUGGAGGAGUGGGGGCCUCCGGCGAGGGUCAACAGCCGCUGGUUUGGCCGGCCUGGGUUUACUGCACUAGGUAUUCAGACAGACCGUCCUCGGGUCCCCGAACGAGGAAGCUGAAGAAGAAGAAGAACGAGAAGGAGGACAAGCGGCCGCGCACGGCCUUCACCGCCGAGCAGCUGCAGAGACUCAAGGCGGAGUUCCAGGCCAACCGCUACAUCACCGAGCAGCGGCGGCAGACGUUGGCCCAGGAGCUGAGCCUCAACGAGUCCCAGAUCAAGAUCUGGUUCCAGAACAAGCGGGCCAAGAUCAAGAAAGCCACCGGCAUCAAGAACGGCCUGGCCCUUCACCUCAUGGCCCAAGGACUGUACAAUCAUUCCACCACCACCGUGCAGGACAAAGAGGACAGCGAGUGAGGCCGGACCGACCCGGCUGUCCCCGCGGACUGCCCAGCCGCCCCCCCCGGUCCCCUCCGUCCCCCCACCUCCUUUUCGUUUCAUUCGCUUUCAUUCUUCCUAAGAUUAUUAUUAUUAUUAUUAUAAUUAUUAUUAUUAUUAAAAUAUUAUUAUUAUUAUUAUUACGGACCUGAGUGACAGGGAAGACAAAGAAGCCCGCUUUGGCGAAGCUAAGCGAAAACAAAACCCGGCAAGGACAGCGAGGCCGGCGCGGGGACUCGGACGUGGGGUUCUGUUUUCCAGAAAACGAAUCAAAUUUAUGGUUGAUUAUUAUUAUUAUCCGCAGUUUUGAGGAUUCCAACAUUAAAUUCCGAACACUUUAAAAAAAAAAAAGUCUAUAUAGCCAAACAUCGUAUGAUCUUGUAUAUAUUUAAUUUCAGGUAAGAAAAUCAAUUAUGAAAAAAAAGUGUAGUUUUUUUUGUUUUUUGUUUUUUUAAAAAAUAUUUUUUUCCUUUUCGCUCAGCCAUUGAGCGCUCCCCUCUCGCGUCUCCCCAAAGCUGUUGGGUCUUUAUUUUUCUUAUUUGUUUCCUUAAUUAUUAAUCUCCCUUCUUCCCCGCAGCCUCAAGUCCUGUCAGCAUCUUAGUUUUGAAGUGUUUGUCUGGCUCCUCUCCCUCC
Pantherophis guttatus is the source of this 2533-nucleotide messenger RNA. It is a transcript of the gene EN1, whose product is annotated as engrailed homeobox 1. Gene Ontology annotation, biological process: multicellular organism development; neuron differentiation; regulation of transcription by RNA polymerase II. Gene Ontology annotation, cellular component: nucleus. Gene Ontology annotation, molecular function: DNA-binding transcription factor activity, RNA polymerase II-specific; RNA polymerase II cis-regulatory region sequence-specific DNA binding. Lineage: Eukaryota; Metazoa; Chordata; Lepidosauria; Squamata; Colubridae. The record is from RefSeq and is a predicted model, not a curated record.